AUGUUCAAAUGUAAAAAGUGUCGAAAAGAUUUAAUCAAAUUGGAAGAUGUUGUCAACAGUCAUGGAGAAUCAGCUGAUGAUGAUUCAGUUUCAUGUAGUCCCGAGAAUUGGUAUCUAAAUGAAGAGAGUAUCAAUUCAAUUACUUGGAUUAAGGAUCAAAUUGAUUGUUCGUUAUGGACCAAAGGUAAAUUAAGUUGUCCUCACAAAUGUGGAGCUCGAUUGGGAUCAUUUAAUUUCAUUGAAGGUCUUCGGUGUAAUUGCUCAAAAUCAAUUGUUCCAUCAGCUCAUAUAAUUAAGAAACGUGUCGAUUGUCCAUCACAAUUGAUCGUUGAGAUACUAAAAUGA
This is a messenger RNA of Panonychus citri (citrus red mite), 345 nucleotides long. RefSeq names its product E3 ubiquitin-protein ligase RNF180-like. Gene Ontology annotation, biological process: serotonin metabolic process; positive regulation of proteasomal ubiquitin-dependent protein catabolic process; norepinephrine metabolic process. NCBI's taxonomy places the organism in Eukaryota, Metazoa, Arthropoda, Arachnida, Trombidiformes, Tetranychidae. Gene Ontology annotation, cellular component: endoplasmic reticulum membrane. Bases 1 to 345 code for a protein of 114 amino acids. The record is from RefSeq and is a predicted model, not a curated record. The transcript has a single exon. Gene Ontology annotation, molecular function: ubiquitin conjugating enzyme binding; ubiquitin protein ligase activity.